AAUUCGUCUUCCGGAAACGUCUGGCCGUACAUAUAUAAAACAGCAGAUGCUUGUAAGAAUGGCCAAUUACAUUUCGACCUUCACAAGAAGUUUGCUGUCACCUCUUCGACUAUAACUUUUCGGUUUGUAACUUUGUAUACAGUAAUAUCACUUGCGUCUCCGAUCUCGAAUUACUGAUAUACCAUGGCUGUUCCUACCGGCAAAUUUGUUAACGUCGGCCAAGAUCCUAACGGGGUCGCCUUUUUCACAAGUGUUGGAUAUACUGAACAAGUCGCUUCUGACAUUAACAACUCGAAAAACGAGGUCACUCUGAAAAAGGAAGGCGACGGAUAUGUGAUGACUAUUGCCCAGCCGGAUCUGAACCGUCAGCAGGACUUACGCUUUAAGCUUGGCCAGGAACAAACUCAAACUUUGCCUAGCGGAAAAACUGUUAAGAGUACCACAAACUGGAACGACGGAGCAAAAACUCUGGAAGGCAAAUAUACCAACAGCGAUGGAUUGACGUGGUCGGUGAAUUUGAUUUUUAAGAACGACACCGAAAUGACCUUGAAACGCGACAGCCCAUCGGUCCACAACUCUUCCCUGGAAUUCCGACGUGCUACUUUGACACAUGUUGAUUAAGACGUUUUCCGGUAAACCGAUGUUGUUUUUUAAUUAUUAGCGGGACAAGAUAAUACAGUUUGUUCUUCUUUAUACUGGCGUUGCUUUUCUUUACAAGCCUCUGUCAGGGAUGCAGUAGUUAUUGAGUAGUUACCGAAUGAUUUUGCUUUGCGGUAAAAAAAAUAAAUGCCUUUUCGAAAUUAUAUCUGUUGUU
This is a messenger RNA of Paramacrobiotus metropolitanus, 814 nucleotides long. RefSeq lists its product as uncharacterized. The coding region runs from base 184 to 621 and encodes 145 amino acids. The transcript has 4 exons. NCBI's taxonomy places the organism in Eukaryota, Metazoa, Tardigrada, Eutardigrada, Parachela, Macrobiotidae. The record is from RefSeq and is a predicted model, not a curated record.